GUCGCAUUCGUAGGACCUCGCAUCGGAAUGCUGUUCGAAGAUGAAGUCGGUGAUAGUCGUAUCGGUUCCUGCAAUCUAGUAGAGGUGUGUAAGAGCGAGAUAGAAAUAUAUGGUAAAGUAGAUGAAAGUAGUAGAAUUUCAAAGUAGUCGAGAAUGACUGUGACACAAAGCCUUUUCGAGAACGAGUAGUAGAAACUAAAAGCAUCCUGCAGCUUCGAAUUAGUACUUUCGCUCCCGAGUAGUCAAUGCUUCUUCUGUUAAAGCACUUUCGAAAGAAGCAGAAGGUAGAAGGUUAUAUAGUCGGUAUUCAUUCGGACAUGAAAACUUCACCACGGACUAGCUUGAAGAUGUCCCCAGAAAAAAGAAGCUCAUCCAUAGCGACAGACCACAAUGAAUCCCGAAUAGAGAGCCUACAAUAUCAACAGCCAGCGCAAGGCUGUAGUUCUUAGUUGUUACAACAAUUUUUUUUGAAUUUUUUUGAAUUUUUCAAGCCAUAAGGACCAUGGUCGAUUUCGCGGCAGUCCAGCAGGCCUACCUGCAGCAGGCUGGUGGGUACAAUGACCACCCCGGCGCCGGCUACUACCCCUCCUCUAGUAGUACUGGGCCUGCCUACAACUAUGGCGACGAUAGUAGAGGGCUCCGAGGAAGGGGAACUCCCAGUAUUGUUCCAGGGAUAGCACACUUUCCACAACAUGGUCAGCAACUACAACCUGGUGGUGGCAGUAUGCAAAUGCAUCCUAGCAGUAGUACACCAGCUAUGUUGAUGAGUGGAGGAGGAGGUCGUGGGUCUGUAGAUGUACCACAACAGACUGGUCCUGGCUUAGGUCCUAGAGGAGGACCAGGAGCUAAUUUGCUAAAUAUGAUGAUGAACCCUGUACUAGGAGGUGGAAACAUGCGACCAGCACGUGCGAAGUCAAGAGAACGGUCAAGGUCGUUGAGGCCAGGCGCCAGAACCAGAAGUGUCGGCAGUGAUCAGGGGAGUAAUAUCCGUGUCGUCGUUCGUGUCAGACCGCCAUUAGCAAGGGAGAUGCAGGCUGCCUCGUUUCAGAAAGUUUGUCGGGUGGAGAAUGACAGGUAUACACUUUGCUUUGCUGUUCUUUGAAGAUUAGUUGUUACGUUUGUAAUUUAUUUCUCGCUUGAAAUCAGUCAUCCCUGCUACUACUUCCUUCCUAUAAUAUCAACCAUUUUCAGGAAAGUAACUCUCCACGAGUUAGUUCCCGACAGCAGCAAAGAGGACGGGUUGCCGUUCAUAGUAUUUGCGAAUCACGUUUUCAAUUUCGAUUUCGCACAUGGCCCCGACAAUACUCAAGAGGACGUGUACAAAUCUACUGGCUCGUUUGCAACAGCUGCCUUGCUGAGAGGCUUCAAUGCGACAAUCUUAGCUUAUGGACAGACGGGGACCGGUACUACCUUCCUAGUGGUUUUGAUUUGAUGAUCGGUAUAAGGAAUGAUCUGCUGUAUGAAAGAAAUUGAAACUCAAAUUCUUCAAUGGUCGAACAAUUCUACAGCAAGUACAACUCUCUAGUAGUGUUUCCCAACAUCGUUCUAUCUUGUACUUUUGUCUAAAAAUACUUUCUCUCUGCCUUCCACUUCAGGUAAAACGCACACGAUGGAGGGGUUUUGCUACGACAGUCAGUCCGAAAAACGUGGCGUCAUCGCUCGCUGUAUGGAUAAUAUUUUCCAUAGCAUCGGCAAUUUUCCGGAUCCCAAGGCCCGUUUCAUAGUUCGCGCAAGCUACCUGCAGAUUUACAAUGAGCAGAUAUCGGAUCUUCUAAAGACCCACAAUGGCGGCGUGCCCGUUCCAGCAGGCUCUAGGGAGUAUCUUUAAGGCUUCCAGAAAUUCAUCUUGUUAAGAGGCAUGAUGGACCUUUGACGCAUUUAUUUUCAAAGGGGAAAACUGUCAAAGAUGCGCGUUACGAUGAAUAUAGGGAAGGUCUAAUAUUUUCGUGGCAGUGUCGCAGGUGCUAUUCCGAAUUUGCGCGAGAGGUCCCACGAGAGAUGGGGCGAUGACGGGGAAGAGCGCGGAUUGAACCUCGUGAUCCGCGAGGACAAGUCUCGCGGAGUCUUCGUGGACGGCAUCUCAGAGUGGAUAGUGCAGAGCUCGAAAGAAGUCUAUCAGUUGAUUGAACGUGGUGGCAAGGAAAGAGUCAUUGCGCAGACGAAGAGUAACGACAUCUCUAGUCGGAGUCACACAGUAUUCAUGAUCGUUGUGGAACAGCAGACAGCGGCUCCUCAGAACUUCACGAACAGUCAGGGAGACGCUCAAAGCGGAGAAACUGGUACGCAAAUGCGCAUAGCGAAACUGAACUUGGUCGAUCUAGCAGGUUCCGAAAGAGUGCAUUGGACUGGAGCAAAAGGGCAGCAGCUUGAAGAAUCGAAAAAGAUCAACACCAGUUUGCUAGCGUUGGGUAUUAAUCUCGAAGUGUUUUGCAAAGUCCCUAAGUGGUUUCACUUGCCCCUACAAAAAAAGGUUUCACUACCACGUACUCGAAAACUGAAAAUAACCGAGUUGCUGACUGAAAUAAGGGAGGCAGCUUUGACAGGGCUACUCUACUUAUUUUCAGUAGUUACUCGCUUAUUUUAAGUAGUUACUGGCAUAUUUCAGUUUAUCGAAUAAGUAGAGACUUUCAAAUUCCGCAUUCGACCGUGAAGAUUAUCAUCGCACUACUUCACGAGUAAAACACCACAUCCACAACAACAAGGUAACGUAAUCCAAGCCUUAGCCGAUACCAAGUGCCACGUGCCCUAUCGAGACUCGAAAUUAACCCGUUUAUUAGAGGACUCUCUGGGUGGCAAUUGCGUCACUACCAUAGUAGCCAUGGUUUCGCCUGCUUACGAAGCGUUUCAAGAGAGUCUUUCCACUUUGAAGUUUGCCUCACGAGCUAAAAGCAUCGUCAAUGCGCCAGUAUUGAAUGUGGUGAACGCUGACGAGAAGACAACACUGAUCAGGCAGUAUCAGCAAGAAAUCAAGAGUCUGAAGGAACAGCUUAGUACACUCAGCAGGAAUGGGGCGGCGAAAGGUACUAGUACUAGUAUCUAUCUAUACAUAGGUUGUUACUCUUACUUUAACUUUUGAUGUCUUUAGGCGUAGCUGCGGACCUUCUUGAGUUGUUUUUGGUAUGAUAACCACUUUGAGAUCAAUCUUCCUCUCCAGGCCGUCCCGGUCUCCCCGCUGAAUUGAGUGCCGGCGGUGCGGACGGAACUCCAGAGGGUGCGCACCACCUAAUGUCUGAGCUGCAGCGAGAAAAGAACGCCAGGUUGGAGGCGGAACGCCGGUUGUCAGAAUACACUUCCACAGUAUUGCAACCCUUUCAAGGCGCAUUACCUGGUGGAGGCGACACCGCGUCCUCAGUCGGCAAUUUUACUGCUGUAUCCGCUGAUCGGCACACGACCACGGAAGCUGCGACUUCAAUGAUAGAGCAUUACGAGGAAAAGCUAUCUCAAUUAGAAGCUGAGCGAGUGACGAUAAAAGAGGACAGGUCGCAGAUUGCAAGGUACUUCUAGGACAUAUUUGUAGCAUUUUUUUGUAACACCGCGGCGGGCCAGCGUCUUUGCAUCAGGGAAAACGAUGGGCAAAAAAUGUUGAGAAUCAGAUGUUAUGUGUCUUUCCUUCUUCAUCAUUCAACCUGAAACAGGUACAAGCAGCUCCUUCUGAAGCAGCGGGAUAUCAUGCGAACUUUUACACAACGACUAAGAGAACGGGACGAUAGUAUCUUGAAUUUUCAGGCCGAUUUGGAUGCUGCCCACAUACAAAUCGACGACCUGAGAGCACGGCUAGACACGGAGAGCGAUGCGGCGAGAUACGAAGCGGAGGUACUCAAUGUACUGUGCUAUUAAAUUGACGAUCAAGAUCACAACAAAUACUUCUGAAAUCUGAAAAUCUGUUUUACCGACAACAUCUUUUUGUUAUUCUUCUGCUUUACUUAAGAACUAACUAAUUUCAUUCGUCCUCAACAGAUUUCCCAACUCCAAGGACGCAUUGUGGAGCUCGAGCAGAAUCAAAGCGGCGUUGAAGACCUGGGCAAGCAGUGGUCAAGCGCCAUUGAGAAGCUUCAGGAGAUUCAACAGUCUGAGCAAAUGCCGGGUUUGGCUAAAGUGCGACUUCGAAACCAGAUUACUCAAAUGUGCAGCAUCCUCCAGACACAGAUGGGUGGCACCUUGCUUCCUUCGUCCAGUCUCUACACCCAGUCGAAAUUGAGCGCUGCGGCAGAGCAGGCAGGUUUCGCACCUGAAGCGCGGCAAUUAGAGGGCUCUCAUCGUGAGGCACAACCGGGGCUGGAUCAGCAAUAUCAUUCCGAUGCUGGGGUUGACGUGAAUGACGUGAAAGAUGGAGAACAACAGCUUCCAGGAGGCGCCACAUCUUCUAGCGACACAGGAGCACCUUUGAAACUCACUGUGCCGACACCUGCAGGAGUAGAAACGACCCAACUAACCACAGUUCUUACCGACAGCAAGACUACUCCGUCAUCCUCGACCGCUGGUACUAAGCUGGUUCGUUUUCCAGACGUAUUAGCCAUGGACUCCGAUUACGUAGCCGUAAACGACGCGGAUGAGGAUUUACGAAGAAGAGCAGCAGCGAUACGCGGAAAUGUUGGAGGUUCCAAUAGUGUCGCAGCAUCAUCUACUGGUGUACCCCAAGGUCGGGGUGGUCUGACGCGAAGUUACAGCUCUCCGCAACAUCAACAUUUGAGUGCAGCUCAGCGUCAAUUGGCUUUGCGACAGGAACAAAUCCAACAACAGCGAUUGCAGGAACAUCGUGUGCAGCAGUUACAGCAAUUACACGUCCACCAACAGGGUACAUCGUCAGCACCGGUCCCAGCACCUGCUUUCUUUUACGGCUUCCCCUAAUCCAUCUCCAGAAGCAUCUCAGCAGGACUGUUCCAUAAGGGCCGAACAGUUUCAAGAUGAGUCAUGAGAUGAAUUAGGAGGGUCGGCGCUAAUUCUUGUUUCAGCACCAGCAGCAACAUAUGAAUAUGUUAGGAGGAACCGGGUCGAAUACUGGUUUGGAUAUGAACCAGCAGUUGCUACAGCAAGCGGCAGGUCUUGGUGGUGGACCCUCUUCGCUCGUCAUAGCGCCGAAUCCUUCAGCUCCGGCAGCUCCUUUCGCACACAAUCCGCACUACCCUCAGAACACAAGCUUGUACGAGCUAAUGCGGUCUAGACCAGUAGCGGCUAUGCAUCAUCUUCUCGCAAAACCACGGUCGCGGUCAUUGCCGUCGACCUCAGGAGGGACUACACGAGGAACAGCGAUCGGGAGACGGCGCAGGGCGUCGAGGAGUCCAGGCAACAUUACGCCGGCGAAUGCAUGGCAGAGGCGGCCUCUAUUGUCUACAUGAUAGACGAAAGGUUUGUACUACUAGUAGACACAAGAAGAUCGAAGUUGAGCCUGAGCUUGAGGUAUUUUUGCUGGCUUCCCGGUUUUUAUCAUGCACGCGAUGUUUGGUGGGGCUCAUAAUAAGAAAGACAAGCAUGACUUGCAUCAAAUUCUUGCUAGAAGUGACACUAUUUGAAAAUAAAACGCAUCUUAGUUCUCGAUAACGCGCAUUCAUUUGAAAGAACUGACUGAACUUACCUAAAAAAAAUGAAGCGAUACACACGUACAACAAUAUCAAAGGGACGCAAGAAGAGCUAGUAGAACAGCCUUUGAUAGAAAAAAACGCGAGGGUAUCAUGGUAGACUCGCUAUCACUGGUACUAGGACUACAAGGUUUCUUGCAUUGAUGUCACCUUUGAAAAUCGGUGACCUGAUUACUAAAACUUCGAUGGACACAAGCAUCAGCAAGAUUGUAACUUACAGAAGAUCAAGAUUUAUUUUUCUCCACUAAUUUCGACUCACUUCAAAUGAUUUUUUUCCCAACUGAUUAUCUGACAAUUCAAGAUACUUGUUGAUGAUGUUUUUUAAGCAGCAAAAUCAAAGUUCUUGUCGACUGCAGGUCUAUGAACCGCUGACAAGGCAGACGUUGACGAAGUAAGAACUUUCAUCACGUAGUGAUUUCGGGACGAUUACUUGAUAUGGUACAACUGAAUCAUGGUAGUCAUUCCUAUUUAUCGAUGUGUGCGCACAUACACGAUUCAAUACACGGAACUUUCCCAAAAAAAGGUAACUGAUAAGCAAAACUUCAUUACCACGAUAGGCAUGAUGUUAUCCAAUGAGGACUUUUGUUGGUAAAGAGUAGACUUCUCACGCAGAAAGGUUGUCAAAAAAAUAAUAGCUUCAUAAAGACAAGCAGGCUUCACGUUCACGAAC
This is a messenger RNA of Amoebophrya sp. A25, 6246 nucleotides long. The record is from the annotation of a GenBank genome assembly. Lineage: Eukaryota; Dinophyceae; Syndiniales; Amoebophryaceae.